Messenger RNA from Homalodisca vitripennis (glassy-winged sharpshooter), 4527 nucleotides. Its product is annotated as PR domain zinc finger protein 15-like. Gene Ontology annotation, cellular component: nucleus. Gene Ontology annotation, molecular function: protein binding. The record is from RefSeq and is a predicted model, not a curated record. The coding region runs from base 283 to 4089 and encodes 1268 amino acids. The transcript has 20 exons. NCBI's taxonomy places the organism in Eukaryota, Metazoa, Arthropoda, Insecta, Hemiptera, Cicadellidae.
AGACGGCAGCAGAAGCUAGUUCUACUGGGUCAACCAACGUUUGCGUUGUAUUGUCAAGAGAAAAAACUGAAAAUGAAAACUGUUAUCUAAAACUAACCUUGACAAUUUCCUUAUUAAUUAUCUUUGUAGUAGAACACGUUGGAAUGAAGAGUGUUAAGGUUCUGUUUUUAUUUCAGAUGCAAAAUUAUCACAAUUUUAAAAGACUUGUGGUUUUAUAUAAAUAAUAAUAGGCUAUUUUGUGCUUAAUUUAAUAAAGGUUAGGGUAGGUUAUUAAAACCUAAGAUGGGAACAGAAUCUGAAGAUAAUUGGUGUUCUCCAUUCUUAUAUGAAACCAAGUCAGAUGAAUGUGAGAUAUGUGGGAAACCUCACGAGAUAGAAAAAUGUGACCUUUUAAAGUGCUCUAUUGAACAAGUAAAAGAUACUUGUACUCCUUCUUAUGCUCGCCUAACGUUACCAGAUGGCCUUGAAGUGAGGGAGCUAUUGGAUGGAACCACAAAUGUAGUCACAACAAAACCGUUCAGGAAAGGAGUACAAUUUGGACCAUUUAUUGCCAAAACUUCAGGUCUAAUGGAUGUCAGGAUAGAAUUUCCUAUAAAAGUUUUUUUAAGUGAAGAUGAUAGUGUCUAUCUUGAAUCUUAUGAAGAACUGUUCUGCAACUGGAUGUGUCUAGUCCCACCUGCAAGUAAUAACCAGGAACAAAAUUUGUUCUGCUAUCAGAUAGGAACAAGCAUUUAUUUUUGUACAAUACGAGACAUUGAAAAAGGGCAGGAGUUAAAAGUUUGGUAUUCGCCUUACUAUGGAGAAAAAAUGGGCGUACAAUCUUUUUCCAAGCAACCAGAUCUAAUACAUUCCUCCGAUGAAGAGUUUCAAGAAAUCUACACAGCUCUACAAAAAGAGGCUGAAGUACAAGAUCAUACUUACAUUCCAAAGUUAAAGAAUAAAAGAAGAAGAAAAUUGCCAAAACCACCAAUUUUAGGUGAAAACUACUACCGAGCGAUCCCACCGAACGAUGUAUUACCUGGAGAACUGCUGGGGGCUGUUGAGCGCAAGGGUGAAUGGCACUGCAAGGAGUGUGGGCAGGUUGAGACUAAUGUGGCUGCCUACGCUCGCCACCUCAUGGAGCAUUACCGGAAUUCUACUGUGAAAACACUCUCUUGUCCCCUUUGUCCUAAGCGGUUCAGAAAAGAUGGAUAUAGUCGAAGAAUCCACAUUGAAAUUUGUAAAGAAAAGCAGACACAAAAAGAAUUAGAACAAUGUUCAACAACUCCAAACGAGAGUGGAAAAAGUAAUGAAAAAUCUUUACAUUUAGAAAUAUUAGCUGGAAGAGAGACAGAAAAAGAUGUAACAAAAACAUCUAAAGACAAUUUAGAAGAAGGUUUGCUUAGUUUAGAAAAUAUUUCAAGUGCUAUCUUGAGUGAACAGCAUACAGAUAGUAAUAGUUUGGCUUUGACCUGUGUCACUCCUUCCCUUUGUAAUGUAUUGGAUGUUAGAAUAAAAGAUAAUCCACAAGAUACUCUGAUUACUCAAUCUAAUUUUGAUAGCAAGAAAACUAAAGACUCAAAUGUGCAUGACCCAAGAUCUUUGACAAGCACACAAUUGGAAGAACUGCCUGCUGCUUUUGGCAACAAAGAUUCACAAAAUCUUCCAAAUGAAAACAAAACUGAUAAGUGUGAAUGGAAUUCUGUUUGUUUAGAAAACAAAGUCGAGAGCUUAGAGAACUUAAAACUCCUUGAAAGUUUGAAUGUCGGGGAAAAGAAUAACUGGACCAAAGAAAGUAAAUCUUUUGAAUCUGAGAGAAACAUUGGCCUGGAAUCAUUGGAAGAAAACCUAUUGACCAAGUCACUGAUACUAGAUCUCAGCGAUGAUCUUGACUUCAAUAUUUCAAAAUCUUUUGUAGAAAUGAUUAAUGAGGAUUGCAAUCUGGAUAAGCCCCUGUCAUUUCCUAAAAGUAAAAGUUCAGAGCUUUUCUGCAGUAUGCCAGGACCAAGUUUGUUGAUGCCAGAGACUCCCAUGGCACAACCUUCUAUUCUUGACUCUACACCAUAUUACUCUCUGGGCAAGAGUGGGUUCUUGCAGUCCAGUUUCACUUCAUGUGAUGAUGUUACUGAUGAAGAGAGGAAUAGAAUUGUUGAGAAUUUGCUCAGUGAAACAGAUGAAAAGUAUCUUGAUUAUGAAAUGACUGAUGGUUGUGUCAGUGACUCUGCAUGUAACAACGAAAACAGAACUGAAAUGGAACAAACAGUUGAUGAAUUGUCCAAGGGGAAGUCUAAGAAUGAAGGUCAUUUUAAGUGUGACAUCUGCGCUAAAUGUUUUGGAAAGCAAACUUAUUUGUUUAGACACCUACGGAAACAUACAGGAGAGUUCAGAUGUAAUGCUUGUUUUAUGGUGUUUGCACGUAAAGAGACACUACAAACCCACAAACUUUCGUGUUCCUCUGAGGCACCCACGCAAGAGGCCAUGACUCGAACGAGGGUGCAUUGUAAGAUCUGCAGACAAGACUACCACUCUUUGGCAGCUCUACGGGCUCACAUGGAGGCACAUUAUUGUCAAGGUGAAACAUGGAAGUGUGAAUGUAAAAAGGUGUCAGAUGAUCCCUCAUUGAUUGAGAAUCAUGGGUGUACUCGCAGCUCUGUGUCCGUAAAAUGUGUAGCGUGCUGUAGAACAUACUCGUCAACUGAAGAAUUUGUUAAUCACAAGAACCGAAUAGUUAUGAAGAAAAAGAGCAAACAUAAAGAUUUUUCUACCAUAUGUGAAAUUUGUGGUGCAGUCUUCAAAUCACGUACUGGAGUUCGGCUACACAGGAUAAAUGCACAUGGCACUAAAAAUCACGAGUGUCCUAUUUGUGGCAAGAAGUUCAGCAGGAGUGACAUCAUGUUGGAGCAUAAACUUAUACAUGAACAAAAGAGCUGGGAAUGUGCUGAAUGCAAGAAGCAGUUCUCCAGUCAGAAGCGAUACAAGAACCACCUCAGAGUGGUGCACUCAAACAUCACGUUCAUGUGUCAGUAUUGUGACAAGGUUUUCCGCCAGAAAGGAAAUCUUUUGAAGCACGUGAAGCUCCAUAAACCAAGAGCACAGAUUCCCUGUACAUUCUGUGACAAACAGUUUACAAGCAAAGAGAACCAUGAAAAUCAUAUGAAAACACAUUUGAACAAACCAUUGUAUCAGUGCAGCUUGUGUGAUAAAAAUCUUGUAACAGUGUGGCAGUUGAAGACACACAUCAGGCGAGCACACAACGAGAUGUACAAGUGUGUGUACUGUAAUAUGAACAUCCGUUACCGCCAUACUCUCAAGAAACACUUGAUGUCUAAACAUCGGGACAAGACGGAAGAAUGGGAUUCACCAGGGGCUUUAAAAGCCAUGAUGGAGCGUAAACCAGAAAAAUCACUGUUCCAUGGCAAAGAAAGGAAUGAAAGUGGUGAUCCAGGUAGCUCUUCAGUAAAGGAUAUAUUACAGACUGUCACAGACUCCAUCAUGAAUGAGGACACAGAUGAUGGAGAUGGUGUAGAAAACAAGAAGAAACAUAGGAAAUUACCAAACAUAAUUAGACAAAGUUCAACUCAAAGUACAAUAACAUCAAGUACUGAAAAUCCUGAUCAAAAUCUUUCUUCCCUUCAGUUGGUGACUCUGAAUAUUGGUCCAGUUACAGGAACUAGUGAUGGGACAGAAUUGCUACCAAGUGAUGUGCCUGAAGGCCUUAUCAACUUACCAUUAGCUGUUAUCAAUGAUCUACAGAUUGUAUCUCAGAGCACCACAAGCCAACCUGUUUCUCCUAUUGGGAUGGCUGACAACCUGGAUCUUCAACAGAUUCCAGAAAGUGCUGGUCUGGGAUCAAAUCUUGAUGGUGCUUUAGUGAACUUUCCAUUCACAUUACCAGAGGGAUUCCAAUUGGCACUGAGUGACAGUUUGACUGAGAAAUAUGAAGGUGUUCCAGAGGAGAAUUCAACCCUCAUCAGUGUUAAUGAUCUUCAGGGAAUUGACAGUACAAGUGCCUUUGUCUUGACUGAUGGUUCUAUUGUGCAGCCUAAUCUGCCCACAGAAAAUAAUGUGCUUUUCUACAUCAUUGGAGAAACGGAAUCUAAUUUGUUAUAACAUUUCAUUUGUUAAUAAUUUACUUCAACUCAUCUGUUUUCUGUAUAUGGCGUUUCUGUCAUAAUUAUAUCUAUUUAUUAAUAUUCUGUUUUAAAGAAAUUUGUUGUAAGUGAAUUUUAUAGGUAAUAUGGUGUAUAAAAAUUGAUAUCAUUGAGGAAAUGGAAUAUUUCUUUAUAUAACUUCAAUAACUUAUAUUAAAGUUGUUUGAGGUGUAUGGCAGACUCUUUUUAAUAUUUUGACAAUAAGGUAUAAAAGCUGCUUAAACACCAUUAAUUUUAUUGCUAUAGCUAACAAUGGUCAUUUUGAACAUUCUUAGGGAAAAUUGUAUUUUGUUAUACAAAGAGGCAUCUAUAUUAUAUUAAUUGGUUCAUAAAACAUAUAUAUUGAUUAAAAGUAAGUGGCAUGGCUGGAAACAUUAAAACUGAAAAAAUGGUUUUA